Molecule: messenger RNA, 2190 nt
Organism: Phanerochaete carnosa HHB-10118-sp
Lineage: Eukaryota; Fungi; Basidiomycota; Agaricomycetes; Polyporales; Phanerochaetaceae
Exons: 8
Coding region: 251-1900 (549 amino acids)
Biological process (GO): protein phosphorylation
Molecular function (GO): protein serine/threonine kinase activity; ATP binding
Source: RefSeq, a predicted model, not a curated record
UGUUUCCAUGGAGUUGUGGGGGAACGACGCGAAUUUUUUUGCCGAACUACUACGCUUGCCUAAUUGAGGAUGUGCCGGCAAUCUCUGGGAUUAUCCGGGCUAGCGACGAGGCGGAUCAGCGCGAAGCGAGACUGUAUCCAGCACGACCACCUCUGUGCCUCCCCCUGCCACGUCGCUCGUUGGUAACGGUUUGAGCGCAAAGCAGGCUUUCGCUCUCCUAGAUCUCAUCUCUAAUCAGCUUUUGUUGAUAAUGUCUUGGAAACUGGGUAAGAGCAAGCCCAAACCUAAUCUUUCCGCACAAGACUCUUCUCCUCGUUCGACCACUCCCACCCCAGGCAAUCCCGACGGACGACCCAUGCCUCGUUCAGGUAUCCUGGCUAUUCGUGUUCUCGGCGCAGAGGACCUCUCUGUGCCCGGAGGCAACAUCCCGCCAGCAGUAGCAGCGGCGCUCAAGUCUCAGCAAGCAAAAGUAGCGGCCUCCGUGUCACCUUCAAGUGUCAAUCAACAAAGGCUGGCUAGCAAGCGCAGCAAUCGUGACAGUGUGCAGCGAAUGCAAUGUUGGUGGCUGCCGUACAUCGUUAUGGAAUUCGAGGUCAAUCAGGUCCUUAUCACGCCACUCGGCGGCGACCUAGGGAAGCCUCUGUACAUGUAUGAAACCAACUUCGACGUGUCUCGCAAUUCCGAGAUCUCGAUACAAUGUUACUUGCGCAAAGAGGAGCCCAAGCGCGGUGGUGAUGGCAUCGCGGACGACAUGGGCAACGAUCUCUUCAUGGGCGGCAUCCGCUUCACCCCAGACUUCGACGACAUGCCCACGCAAGAGCAAUGGUAUGACCUUUCGGGUGGCUCAGGGCGGAUACAGAUUGGUAUCGCAUUCCGGCCGAGCUCAGGAGCAUCUUUGACCAUUGAUGAUUUUGAGCUGAUCACUGUCAUCGGAAAGGGCAGCUUUGGAAAGGUCAUGCAAGUCCGAAAGCGUGACACCUCUCGUAUUUAUGCUCUGAAGACCAUCCGAAAACAGCAUAUCGUCGAGCGUGGCGAAAUCACGCAUACGUUGGCCGAGCGUCUCGUAUUGGCCCGCGUCAACAACCCAUUCAUUGUGCCACUGAAGUUUAGUUUCCAGUCAGAGCAGAAGCUCUACCUGGUCCUCGCCUUCGUCAACGGCGGGGAGCUGUUCCAUCAUUUGCAGCGCGAGCAGCGAUUCGACGAGGAGCGGAGUCGGUUCUAUAGCGCCGAACUUCUGCUUGCCCUCGAGCAUCUCCACGAACUGGACGUCGUCUAUCGUGAUCUGAAGCCGGAGAACAUCCUGCUUGAUUACACUGGCCACAUCGCUCUAUGUGAUUUCGGUCUUUGCAAGCUGAACAUGAAGGAUUCCGACACCACAAAUACCUUCUGCGGUACCCCCGAGUAUCUUGCACCAGAGAUCUUGUCUGGCCAGGGCUACAACAAGACGAUCGACUGGUGGACCCUCGGUGUCCUUUUGUUCGAAAUGCUCUCUGGUCUUCCUCCAUUCUACGAUGAGAAUACGGAGCAGAUGUACCAGAAGAUUCUCCAAAACCCACUCGUCUUCGGUGACGAUAUUAGCUCGCAGGCGCGCAGUAUCCUCACUGGUCUGCUCACGCGCGAUCCCACUCAGCGGCUCGGAGUGAAUGGCGCAGAGGAGAUCAAGAAGCACCCGUUCUUUGCGAAAAACAUCGACUUCAGCAAGCUGCUCAAGAAACAGAUCCAGCCGCCGUUCAAGCCGAGCGUCGCAAGCCCUGUCGACGUCUCGAACUUCGACACCGUCUUCACUACUGAGGAGCCCCUCGACAGCGUCGUCGAGGGCUCGCAGCUCUCGCAGACGGUGCAAGCUCAGUUUGCCGGCUUCUCGUACGACGGCACGAAUAUGCCCGUCAGUCCACAAUGAUUUGUCUAUCCUUGCUAUCGUCUUCGUUCAUCUCCCAUGAUCUUUGCUACCUCAUUACUGAUAUCCCCGCGCUGUGUAAUUGCCCCGUUGGACGUCCCGGCCUCAUUCCUUUCUCACUCUUUCGACAUCUCUAAUCACUACCAUCAUUACUAGCUACAGCAUACAUUACACUCCGCUCGUUGUACCGACUUAGGGCUGCCCUCCUUAGUAGACAAUCUGGAAAUCUUGGUUAUUAGGAUGUUAUAGGAUUUAAUGCUAGUCUGACUAUCCACUCUCAGAAAUCAGCCAGU